AUGGAUCCACAAAGAAUUAUCAACUUACAAAGAAGUUACCAAUCUUCUAAGCUUCCUUUAUACUUGAGAGGAAAGUACGCCAAACCUAUGGUCUACUCCUUCAUUGGUUUAUUCGCCGUUACCACUGUUCACUCUUUAUACUACACUGGUAGAGCCGUCGCUGGAUUACACGUUGAUGAUUGA
Molecule: messenger RNA, 183 nt
Organism: Spathaspora passalidarum NRRL Y-27907
Lineage: Eukaryota; Fungi; Ascomycota; Pichiomycetes; Serinales; Debaryomycetaceae
Gene: COX7
Product: cytochrome c oxidase subunit VII
Exons: 1
Coding region: 1-183 (60 amino acids)
Source: RefSeq, a predicted model, not a curated record